AUGGAUCACCCCCCACCAGAGCAGCCUCACCCAAGGGGCCCCCGAGACUCGUCCGCCCUCUUCAACGCCAGAGUCCUAGAGAGAGUGCAAAAUGCGUUUGCGGAGGAUCCCACCGUCGACCUUAAAUCCUGGUUCCCGAUGGACUAUUCCUCACGUCUCCAAAAGCAGAAGAUAUAUGAGCAGAAGGACAAUAGUACCGUUGACAUUCCCUUUCCACUGGCACAAAGUGUGCUCCUGUUACUGGAACUUGCAGGUCACGAUGCAGACGCGGUUGUAAGCAAAAUCAAGAGGGUCAUCCAACGAGUGAAAGUACUGUGGCAGUCCGAGUUUGCACCUGAUCACGCUGUGAUCAAGUGUAACCGCCGCAUUGUCCUCAAAGUCAUCCGAGCCACGUCAGACUACACCGAGUACACGAGUAUGCGAUUUCUGCAAGAGAACCACCCCGAGGUCCCAGCCCCGAGGCCUCUUGGUGUCAUUUCAGAUUCCCGCCAUACUUACAUAUUCAUGUCAUUCAUUCCUGGAGUUAGUCUCGACAGAGUCUGGGACUACCUCAGCGAUGAGAAAAAGAUAUUCAUCAGAAGGCAGUUAGACACCAUUCUCACCAAGAUGCGGGUGCCCAUCACUCUACCUCUACCGCUGGGAGGCACGGCCGGAGAAGGUUGCAGGCACACCAGGCGUUAUACACACCGUUCCAAGACCCAGUUAUAUUCCUGUCCACAGUUUGUCGAUUUCCUGCUCUCCAACCCGCACUAUGCAUCGAAGCCUUAUGUUCGUCUGUUCCGGAAGCUCUGGAAAUCACAGGAGUCGUCCAUUGUCUUUACCCAUGGCGAUCUUCGACUAAGCAAUAUCAUGGUGCGGGCGGUAUACACUGACCCCGAAGAGAUGCCUCGCGUGAGUGGGAUCGUUGAUUGGGAGGAGAGUGGACUGUACCCGGAUUGGUGGGAAGCCGCCAAAGUGACGCGAUCUGUGACGCCUGACGAUGCGGACGAGAUGGACUGGAUUUCCUAUCUUCCUCGCAGCAUUUCUCCUCGACUCUUUCCGAUAGCAUGGUUGGCCGAACGCGCCUGGGGGACCGUGAAUGCUAUCUGA
This is a messenger RNA of Capronia epimyces CBS 606.96, 1089 nucleotides long. RefSeq lists its product as uncharacterized. The transcript has 2 exons. The record is from RefSeq and is a predicted model, not a curated record. Lineage: Eukaryota; Fungi; Ascomycota; Eurotiomycetes; Chaetothyriales; Herpotrichiellaceae. Bases 1 to 1089 code for a protein of 362 amino acids.